CGGGGCGCUGCUGGCUGACAGCUCCAGCCCCACUGCCCCGGGGCGGAAGCGGAGAAUGUCACGGAGCUCGUCUGAGUCUCCACCAUCAACUCGACCCGUCUGACCAAGCGGCCUCUGCGCCUGCGCUGCGGUCACUGGGCAGUUACCGAAGCGUGUAGCAAUAGGGGGGUGAGGACAGCUCCGAAGUGCCUGUGUCACGGAUCAGGGUCAGGCUUGGGCGACUUGAAUCGCGUCGGUGUUCUUGAAAAUUUUAGCCAGACUCAUUUUAGGUUUGGUAGCGGCGGAGACAUCUUAAUUUAAAACAAGAACCAAACCCAAACAGACAAGAAUGAGACACCGUAGCGCAGUGUUAACUAUUCAUCUGUGUACCUGAUGCUGAAAUUUGUUCCUCUUUAAAUUGAGACCAUUGUUAUGAUUCUCCGUGACUAAGUACCAUUCCCCCCAUCGUUGUGUUGCGUUAUAUGCCAAGCUGAUGCAAUGAUGAAUUCUCAAAGUUUCUCAUUACCAACAAUGGUGCCCAGUAGCUCUGUUAUUAAUAGCUCUGUGACUAGUAACUUGUCAACGAACAAUCCACCCAGCAAAGCCGUUCUCAUUAGCAAACCCUUUAAAUGCUCUGAAUGUGGCAGGUCUUUUGCCCAGCUGACGGAGCUAGAACUUCAUGAGAUGUCUCACGCUGCGGAGCGACCGUAUCGCUGCGAGCUCUGUGGAAAGACCUUUGCCCAGACAUCAGCUCUGGUGAAGCACCAGCGUGUUCACACAGGAGAGAAGCCUUACAAGUGUCCCAUGUGUGGGAAGACCUUUGCCCUGUCCUCUGGCCUGGUACUGCACAAACGCAUUCACACUGGCGAGCGGCCCCACACCUGCCCACUCUGUGGCAAGAAAUUCAUCUCCUCCUCCCACCUGGCCCUGCAUCUGCGCUCGCACACGGGUGAGAGGAAGUACAAGUGCAGUGUGUGUGGGAAGCUCUUCCUACAGUCCUCGCACCUUGUGAGGCACAAAGCAAUCCACACAGGGGAAAAGCCCUUUAAAUGUGAGGACUGUGGGAAGAACUUUGGGCGUGCCUCACACCUGAAGACUCACAGACGUGUUCACACAGGGGAGAGGCCUUUCAAAUGCACCCAGUGCGAGAAGGCCUUCACACAGAAGGCAGGACUGAUCCUGCACAUCCGCCUUCACACUGGUGAGAGGCCCUACAAAUGUGACAAGUGUGGGAAAAACUUCCGUUCCUCCGCUCACCUCAUGUCGCAUCAGCUCCUUGAGUCUGGGGAGAGGAAUUUCAAAUGUACCACAUGCAGUAAGGCCUUUAAGCAGGCCUCAUCUCUCAAACAGCACUUAAAAACACAUGAAGCCCGUGAACCUCACCGCUGUUCUGUUUGUAGUCGAACUUUUUCUAGGUCCUCUUAUCUCCAGCUUCAUAUGAGAACGCACAGUGGGGAGAGGCCCUAUCACUGCAUGGUUUGCAACCGGACUUAUGCCAAAAUGUCUACAUUUGAGAAACAUUGUAAAAAGCAUCAGCAGGACGAAGAGAGGUGUGACAUCAGGCCCAGAGCAAUGACUACAAGGGCAAAAGCACUGGCUGAAAAGAAAAGGCAGGAGCAGAAACAGCAGCACCAAGAUGGCUGCCCAGAACAACAUCAUCAGCCUGACGGAGAGCAGCAACAAGAUGGAGAGCAUUUCCUGCACUGUCAGCUGUCUUCUCCCAGUGAUCGGAAGCCCAGGAUGCAGGAUCGACCCAGAAAUUGUAAAUUAAAAACAAGUUCCAGGAGUAUUUCAGAGUGGAAAAAUGAAAAUGUGCUCUAUUAUGCCCUGAAUGUUACACUAAUGUUGGAGUUCUGGCUGAAGGCCUUCCCGCAGCUGAGCUGGCUCCGUGGCAGCCACGUCCCUGCCCCCGCUCCCCUGGGCCGGGACGAUCCAGAGCGAGACCGGCUGUUCUCCUGCAGCCUGCGAGAGGCGAGCUCAGCAGGGCCCGGGCCCUUCGCCCCGCUCUGGCUCCAGCCCCUUCCUGUGUCCCGCCCUACGCAGGAAGCCCUGGCGGGAGCCGCAGUGCCGGGUCCUGAUCUGCAGCGAACCCGGGCCAGGAGCGACUCCCCCGCCGCGCCCCACGUGGCCGCCUCCCGGCGCUGCUGCUGCUGCGGACACACGCGGGCUGCGCCCCUCCGCGGCAGGAUCGGAGGCGGGGGGAAGCGGACACUCACCCCGGCCACAGGACAUGGCUGCAGCGGAGCGGGCCGAGCACUGUGUCUAAUUACCGAUGUGAUCUCUCAGAUGGAACUAGAGGAAGAGCCAUUGGUCCUGGAAAGGGAGAACCUAAGAAGCACCUGUACAGCAGGUCAUGGGAUGGUGCGUGAGAAUGAGGAGAGUCCUCAGCAGGGAGGUCCUGAGCAAGUGGAACUUCAUGUGACGUUACUGGGAAGAUCCAAAGCGCAGGGAAACUUCUGCCCUCUUGAGCAGGGAAAAGCUUCUGAGAGUCCAGGCAGGUCCACAAGAGAGCAAAGAAACCCUCCAGCGAAAAGACUGGGGGAAUCCAUCCAGCUUGGGGGAGGUGACCUCAGUGACCUCCCAAUCCCGCCGAGCCUCCACACGGGAGAGGGAAAGAACACAUGCCCCGACUGUGGGAAAAGCUUCCGUGGGCGCUUAGGUCUUACUAGACAUCAGAGAAUCCACUCGGGCGAGAAGCCCUACAGGUGUCUUUUGUGCGGGAAAGGCUUCACCGUCAGCUCCACCCUGGCCAAGCACCGGCGCAUCCACACUGGGGAGAAACCCUACCAGUGCCCCAGUUGUGGGAAGAGCUUCAUCCAGAGCUCGCAGCUCAUCACCCACCAGAGAACACACACGGGCGAGAAGCCCUACCAAUGCCCCGAAUGCGGGAAGGGCUUCAGCCGGAGCUCCCACCUCAUCAUCCACCAGAGGUUCCACACUGGAGAGAAGCCCUACGAAUGCCCCCAGUGCGGGAAGGGCUUCAGCCAGAGCUCCAACCUGGCCACGCACCAGCGAGUGCACACGGGGGAGCGGCCCUACCAGUGCGCCCAGUGCGGGAAGGGCUUCACACAAAGCUCGGACUUCACCGCCCACCAGCGGCUGCACAUGGGCGAAAGGCCCUACCGCUGUGCCGAGUGUGGGAAGAGCUACACCAACAGCUCCGCCCUCAUCAAACACCAGAGGAACCACACGGGGGAGCGGCCCUACAAAUGCCCCGAGUGCAGGAAGGGCUUCAGCCAGAGCUCCGCUCUGCUUGCCCACCAGCGGAUCCACACGGGAGAGAGGCCCUACAAGUGUCCUGAGUGUGGAAAGGGAUUUUAUGCGCGGUCCCCCCUUAUUGCACACCGGAGAACCCACACCGGCGAGACGCCCUACAUGUGUCCGGAGUGCGGGAAGGGCUUCCGCAAGAAAACCAGCCUGAACGUGCAUCAGAGAGACCACCUGGCAGAGGAGCAAUGCCCUGACCAGGGCUGUCCCCAGUGAACGGCAUCCAUGGCCGUUUCCACAACACACCGGGGGUAUUCGGCUUCUCAGCACCAUCCGUCUGCACAUCUGUUGGGUCAGCUGACUGCAGGAGCCACCCCUAAGCUGACUGGUGGUGAUCCUCUAGCAAGUCCUAGGCAGAGAAGAAGCCCACAUCAUCUCCUGUUUAACUGGUGCAUCCCAAGCUAUAAAGCUGCCAGGCCCUCGGUGUCUUGUCAACAUGGGAAGAGCGAGGGAAACCCCGCCAGGAGCCCCUUUUUCCUCACGUGGGCAGUGGCUGGGAGAAAGCGACGUGGCUCAGGCCCUAAACUAAUCAAGAGACCUAUCGCCACCCCCCCUCCCAGACCACGGCUGGGCUCUCAAACUGAUCCAGAACUGUAGUUUGAUUUUGCUCAGACAACCUUAAUUCUGGCCCCUUGUGCAAAUACGUGAUGGUACAAUUUUAAUUCACACUGUCACAUACCGUUUUUUCCCACAGGGCUCCUACCUCAUUCAUCGCCCAGGGUGGAUGCGUCGGGCAGCCUGAACGAUAGGGGUCUCUAUGCAUGCUGCCUAUAAUAGAAUGCUCCCCUCCAUUCUCUUCAUGCCCCUUGCCUUCUCUCUCCCAUUUGGGUGCCCAGGGUCAUCUGGGGCCACUUACAUUACUGUCUUGAAAGUGCCUUGAAUUGCCUGUGGAGCCAACCCCCAUUUUCUGCCUACCUAAAUUACUCAUUUCUCCCUGGCAAGCUCCUGGAAAUCCUGUCCUGAGUGGUCAGUGCGUCCCACACCAUUCGUGAUGAAACACUCGCCGAGCUCCUAUUAGAGCCCUGCAGAAGGCAAUAGGGUGUUAGGGUUCAGGAAAUGGAGACCUAGGUCUCAUCCUAAUGCUGUCUGAGCUGAGUCUGCAGUAGGGUCAUUCCAUUUUCAAUUCUCACAACCUCAUUCCAGUGCCAGGGAGGAACAAGUCCUCAGUCUCAGGCAGAAGAAUAAAACAAAAGGAGAAAAAAUUCUGCCAACAAAACGGAUUGUUUGGGAGCAGUAACAUUGAUUGGGAGCAGUUUUAAGCUUAAUCAGAAUAAGCCAUUCUUAAAUUGAAAUAAGCGUGUCUACACAGGGAUGUGCAGAGUUUUAACUAAACGAGCUUAAAUUCCCACCUUAUGUUAAAGUGGUACAAGCCCUCAGUGCAGCCUUGCCAACCCCAAGCAUGUAAAAAUCAUGAGUCCAGCCCUCAGAACAUGAGAUUUGGCUUAAAAGUCCGGAGGGGGUUUAAAAAUAAUACAUUGUAAGUUUUUGUUUCUUCUGGUUUCUGAGCCUUUAAGUGUGCACGUGCGUCUCAUUUUCAGUCUUUUCCCUGCAGCCGUGAGGGCUAGAACCUCCCUUAAAAAAAGAAAAGAAAAGAAAGUUGAGCUUCUUAUUCAGUCUCUUGAUUCUAGCAGCUGGGGCUGGAAAACACCAAAUAUAAUGAGCCGCGUUACAUUUUCAAGAGUUGGUAACACAAUAUCAUCAUCUGCUUCUUCACACAUAGGUGUGUGUGCACCCAGCGCACUGGAGCCUGAGAAAUGUGCCUAGUGGUACCUGUAGAGGGUGUCACUUGCACCUCAUGGCCAUAGCCUUUCCCCUGGCUACAUGAAGUGGUGCCACCCCAGCCCUUCCUCCGUUUUUAUUUCUUGGUCAACUCUAACAUCCCAUGUUUAAUUCAUUCUUUUAAACACUGUCAACACCGUCACCGAACCAGCUUUAUUUGACUUUCUGUAAUUUCUUAGUUGCUUUUGAAAUUCUAUUUUGGCUAAUGAAUGGCUACAUUUACCAUACUUCUCCAGUCUGUAUUUUAGCUGAGGAACAGGUAUAAAAAGGGCUUGUGUGCUGCUGAAGUGCUUCAGUGCAGAUGCUGCCUAUUCCAAUGGGAGGGGUUCUCCUGAUGGCACAGGCACUCCACCUCCCCGAGAGGCGGUAGCUAGGUUGACAGGAGAAUUCCUGUCUACACCAGGGGUUAGGUCGGUUUAACUGCAUCGCUCGUGGGUGUGGAAUGUUCACACCCCUGCAUGAUGUAGUUAUAUUGACCUAAUUUUGUAGUCUAGUCUAGUCCUUAGAAACCUGGUAGAUAAUAGGUUCAUUAAAUUAAUGGUCCAAUAUGGUUUAGAAUGUGUAUUUCUUACAUCAUGCAUCUUAAUGAGGGAUGAAGUUCAAAGUCUAAUCGUCAAUGCUAACAUGAAGUGCAGGCAAACAUACUUGUCUUAAACCCAAAUGAGUUAUAUAUAAAAAGCAAGAUUAGUGCAAAACUAAGGCUGCUUGUUUAAGAUGAAUGCAGAGAAGGAAGCUGGUUCAGGGGGUUGGGCACUAAUCUAGCCCUUGAGAGAGACUAGUUCAAGUUCCUGCUCCAUCAUAGAUUUUCUGCAUGAACUUGGGAAAGUCCCUUAGGCCCAGUUCCACAAAGGUGUUAGGAGCCUAAAUCCCUUUGUGGAUCUGGGCUUCUGGGCCUCAGCUCCCCAUCUGUACGAUGGGGAUAACAGAAAUACAUUAAAGCUUGUGAAGCGCUUGGGUAUAGCACUGAUGGGGACUAUAUAAGCACUUACAAUAGAUAGAACUGCAGAAGCUAAGAUUUCUAUAGCAGGGUUUGCUGAGCUAUGUAAAUCUGUAUAUGAUGAUAGAGUGAUGUAAACCCCGUACAAGCACCAGAAGGGUUAAGGGAGCCUGAAAGGGUCAGUAACCUCACUGAUUGCACCCAGGGAGGGUGUGGUCAGGUGAAGGGGGUGGACUUCAAAGAGGAGAGAGAAGGUGAGUUGGGAGAGGAGAGUACGUAGUGUGCUCCCUCCCUCCCUCCCUCUGGGAAGUGGGAUGAUAGAAGGCUGGAGAAUCAUAGAAAUGUAAGGCUGGAAGGGACCUCAGGUGGUCAUCAAAUCCAGCUUCAUCUGCUAAGGACCAAGUAAACCUAGACCAGCCCUGGCAGAUGUUUGUCCAGCCUGUUCUUAGAAAGCUCUAAUGAUGGAAAUUCCACAGCCUCCAUAGGAAGCCCAUUCCAGAGCUUACCUAGCCUUCCAGUUAGGAAGUGUCUCCUAAUAUCUAACGUAAGCCUCCCUUGCUAGAGAUCGAGCCCAUUACUUCUUGUCCUACCUUCAGCAGACAUGGAGAACAAUGGACAGGCUGCCCCUGAGGUGAGCCAGCAGAAAGAUCAGGAGCUGCUGAGGGCCCCUGGGCCCCUGGGAAGGCAGAGAACUGUCUGGCCCUGACUGUGGCAUGGAGGGAGGAUGUUGAUGAUGGAUGAGGCUUACCUGCACAGAAACGGGAUGGCCAGAUGAGCCUGACGGGGGCUGAGGAUUUAGGUAUGUUUCUCUGGGACGCGUUAAAGGGCUCUGUGGUCCCAGAAGGGGUCAGACUCUUGAAAGCGUCAUGUUCGGAGAGUCAGGCCACCCCUGCUGCCAGAACGGGUUGAAGAACACGAGGAAAAAGGAAGCACAGCUGCUGCAAUGCCACAUCCAGCUAUGGGGCAGCAGUUUUGCGGCAGGUAUAUAUUUAUAACUAUUAAAAUCAGAUGGAAUCUUGAAUAAGACAAAUGGUAUGGAAAAUAUUCUAGGGAACCUAAAAGAAUGGUCACGCAAAAGCUACGUUAGCGGUGUAACUUUGGUGUAGCCCUGCAAAUAUUUCACAGUGACAGUGGCAUUACAUUUUUGUUCACAUUUAACUUACUGAGAUGGUGUUGAAUCAGUGCUGGAAAUGUAAAAAUGUUAGCAACAAUGGGAAUGAAAAUCUGGUAUGUGCAACAUUUUUGCCUGCAAUACAUUUUAUAUAGAACUUUAUAUUUGGUAGGAGGAACCUGUCACCCCAUCACAACAACUGUACUUGUUUUGCUCAGUUUAGGAAUAUAGGAAGUGCCAUGCUGGCUCAGACCAGCGCUCCACCUAGCUCCAAUAGCAAAAUGUCUGUGGCCCACUCUACACACAGGUUUUGUACCAGUAUAAGUAUUUUGGUUAGGGUUGUUUUUAGUUUUUCCCCAAUAAUUGUAUUGGUACAAUCCUAGCAUGGAAGGUGCCUUAUACUGGUAUAGCUUCCUUCCCUUCCUGUAUAGGAAUAAGCUAUACUAUUAUCCUCAUCUUUGUAUUGGUAUGGGUGUGUCCACACCAGAGGCGUGCUACCACUUUAACUACACCAGUAUAGUUUCAGCUCCAAAUAUCAAAAUAUUGCUACAUGGAAUGAAAUCUCGUCAUAUUUGCAUAACACUAUUUUUGUUUUCUAGUUUUGAUAAUUCUGAACUUUAGAGCAUGAUUAAAAGAGUAAGACUCCAUUCACGUAAGACUGUUCUGCUGACUAAAGGCAUUAGAACGUGAUUGUUACUAGUAGCCACUUUCUGCAUCUCUACGUAAGAGACAGAAACUAAAUCCUCUUCCCAUUUGUCUUCUGCCCCGAAUACGUGAAUCAAUACAAUUUACAGCUGGCUCAGCUGUGAGCUGCUGUUAGGUUGUUAUAUUGAAAUAAAUGCACCUCUGAAAGGUACUGCAAACUC
This is a messenger RNA of Mauremys reevesii (Reeves's turtle), 7939 nucleotides long. RefSeq names its product zinc finger protein 420-like. The coding region runs from base 478 to 3462 and encodes 994 amino acids. Lineage: Eukaryota; Metazoa; Chordata; Testudines; Geoemydidae. The record is from RefSeq and is a predicted model, not a curated record. The transcript is spliced from 7 exons.